Phanerochaete carnosa HHB-10118-sp is the source of this 519-nucleotide messenger RNA. RefSeq lists its product as uncharacterized. NCBI's taxonomy places the organism in Eukaryota, Fungi, Basidiomycota, Agaricomycetes, Polyporales, Phanerochaetaceae. The coding region runs from base 24 to 413 and encodes 129 amino acids. The record is from RefSeq and is a predicted model, not a curated record. The transcript has a single exon.
GCCGGCCGUCCUUUGCGUCGUCCAUGGAGGACCCAUUCCUCCUGCCGCUGCCGCUGCCCACCGUCUCUGACUCGUCCUCGAGUCAAGACGACGCGUCUUCUGUCGUCGACAUCUCCGCCGCGACCGGCGGCCAGCGCAUGCCGCAGGGCCACGUCGAGAACGCGCCGCGGCCCUCAUCGCCACCGCCACCGUCGGCAGCGGCGAACGCGUCUUCCGACGAGUCCGUGGACAGCGGGCACGCAUCGGAGGAGCUGCAAUAUGCGCCCGCGCGAGGCGUGCGGCAGGCUGGCGUGGGCAGUGCGGGCGAGCCGGGGCGGGGGGCGUCCGGCGUGGGCGCCGCAGCCGCCGCGCCAGUCAUCGUCAUGCUGUCGUCCCUGGCGCUCUACAUGCUGCUCUUCAGUCCGAUCGCGUAGAAGGCGGGAUCGCGAGAAGGGCGUGCGCACAUUCGCCGGGCUGCGUGCGUAAUUCAUAUUCACGAGAGAAAUUUGGAACUUUUUUGUCACAGAGAAUAUACAAAAA